Messenger RNA from Helobdella robusta, 1740 nucleotides. RefSeq lists its product as hypothetical. Lineage: Eukaryota; Metazoa; Annelida; Clitellata; Rhynchobdellida; Glossiphoniidae. The transcript is spliced from 2 exons. The record is from RefSeq and is a predicted model, not a curated record. Bases 1 to 1740 code for a protein of 579 amino acids.
AUGGUCCUAACAAUACAACAACAAAAGUUCAAACUGCUCCUAGAAGAGGCCAUAACACUUCUGUGCAAAAGCAGCUUGCCAUACAAGAUGGAGGCCAGUGUCGAGGCCUUGAUUGGGGUAACUUUGGACAGCAGUGAUGUCUUCCUCAUUAGCAUAAAAGAAAGUUUUGAUAACAAAAUGGAGGACGGAGAUCUGGUUGAUGGUGAUCAUUCACAUUUUUCAUCAGAAAAAGAUUCAGUGUUGAAUGUUCAUGAUGAAAGUAGUUUGAUAGAAAAUAGUUACAAUGAUGAUUACAAUGAAGACGAUGGCAGUAAUGUUGAGAUUAUAGACAAAACUAAUGAUGCAAAACAUCAAAAUGAGGAUGACAAUGAAGACAAUGAUGUCGGAGAUGAAGGUAUCAUCAAUGGAGAAAGCAAGCAAGAUGAUAGCACUAACAGCCAAGGUAAUAAAAAAUGUCCUUCCAUUUAUGCCAGUACCAAAAGUAGCAGGAGUUCUGGUUCAAUUCUAACCGUGACAGGUACAACUGCUGCUUGUAGCAACAAACCUGAUGGGACCAUCAGUAAACAUGCCAACAAAUCUGGCACGAAUGUUGACACAUUUCAAAAUAAAAAUACUAAUAAAAAUGAUAUUAAUGAUAAUAAUGUGAAGCAUUCAAACAACUCUUCUAUUAACAGCAACAAUUACAUCAACAAAAUUGACAAGAGUAGCAAAAGCAGUGCAGAUAAACUUUUUUAUUCCUGUGGCGACUCAGAAACUCCAUCUAAAAAGAGACGUAGAAAUAAUGAUAACGUCAACAGCGAUCAUCUUCACGACAACAAUGUUUCAAUGAAUGAGAAUGAAAACUACAUCAACAAUCAACAAGUACAGCACUGCAGCAACAACAACAACAACGUGGGGUUUGGGAAAAACAAUUUUAGCAAAACCUUCAUUCCAGAUGAAGCCUGUCUUCAAUCAUCCAAACAACAACAACAACAACAAAGACAUCAACAACUAAAACAUCAACAACAACAAAAACAUCAACAACAUUCUGAAAAUCACCUCAACAACCUCACAGAAUUCAUCUGUGGAAAUUUAGCUGAGAUCAAAAGUGAAAUCUUCGAUGACAACUUACUAACCUCCUGUUUCAACGAAAACGUCAGUGACGUCAACAACAGCAACAAGAAUCAAUUGAAACUUAGAUCAACAGUUCUGUCGCAUGACCGAAGGGUCAGCACAUACCAGGGUCACAACAACCCACACAUCAAUGUCAAGGUCGAAAAGUUCCUAUCUCCAAUUGACAUGAACAGCAGCUCGAACACCGGCAACAACAACAGCCACACAACGAAUGACGCCUGCCAACCACCCAACCUCAACCCAACACAGAUCUCCAUGGCAACCGACAUCCUCAACAUAUCAGGAGCCUUCGUGAACAUCGGCUCUGCAAAGGCAUUCCAGCACAGCUUACGGGCUUUGUCAAAGUCUCAACUCUCUGACGUCAUCAACAAUAUGUCUGUUCCCCCUUCGAAUGCGUACUCGGUUGGACUGUUGUGUACUGAAGGAGUAUCAAGGGUAUUUUAUAAAAUACCUCCAACUAUGAUCAAGCAGGAGGCUUUAGAUUUCUACAAUUUAGACUUUUACACGUACAACAACUUGUACUACAACUCUGUGAGGGUGCCCCACAACAUCAGGGACCCUGAAGAUUGGAAGGCCCUCAUCGCCAUGAAGAACCCGUUCACGUACAAUGGUGCGGCCCAUUCAUGA